UCGUGCAAUAUUGAAUACACUUAUAAUUUGUCCAUCCAGUUAGUAUUUAGCCAAAUAUUGUAUCUAUUUAUUACUCAAUGUGAUGGAAAAUAUGUUUGUGCUUUUACAUUUCAGUGUGGAGUUCGUCGGAUUUGAAAUCUGAUAUAUUUUUCCAUCAAAUUUGAUCGUUUGAUUUGUAUUGGUUGAAUGGAGGAGAUUUCGCUUCAUUACAUAAUUUAUUGUUGAUUGCAUUGAUAGAUUUCAAUGAUUUAGCACUUAAUCCUUUUGAUUAUACUGUUUCAUAUAAGUUUUAUGAUUGAUCCUCAUCCCUUUCUAUUUUGUUUUAGCAUUUUGCCUCCUUGAAAACACUAUAAUAUGGUUGGACACUAUAAUAUGGUCCUUUAGGUCCAUUGCUAACUUACAAUUCCGGCAAAUUUUCAAGUUCAACAAAGAAAUGCAUGGUUUAUACAAUAUAUAUAUGUAGGAGGGAGAGAGAAAUAUAUUGGGGUAAAUAGGAGAUUUCAAAAUUACUUGAUAAAACAUGAGAUGUGCAUUUUUCAUCAAAUGCUAAAAACCGUAUUUAGCUUAUAAAUUGUAAAGUUCCUAAUCAAUUUCCUAUUGCUGUCUGAGUAAUAAUUUCCCUUAAAUUAAAUUGUUGUAUUUCAGUUCAUUAUAUGCUAGUAAGUGAUUUUUAUGAUGGCCUUUCCAUUUUUCAUGCAAAGAAAAAUAAUUCAUAAUUAUGGCCAACAUUGGUAAACCAACUUACUAUGAAUAGUGGAUGUGUUGGUCACAUGCAGCUGAAGAAAUGUAAUGACUUUUAGUCUCUAGAAUUUGUGUGCUAGAUUGUGGAAACUGGAAUAAAAUCCUCAAAUCCUUUACAAGGAAAGUAGGGGAAAUAGCUUCAAAACACAAGAUUGAUCGUGGUUUUAAGAAGAUUUGUGUGCAUUAGAAUGUGGCAACUGAAAUAAAAUACUCGUUUCCUUUAAAAAGACUGCAGGGGAGAUAGCUUUAAUAACAAAAAAUUGAGUGUGGUAUAAGAAGAUUUGGUGAAUGGUGUGUAUAUGCAGGCAAGGCGAGUGAUAAUAAAACUCAUUUUGGGCUAUAAAGCAAUAGGCAGGGCAUGUACAAGCAACUCGAGUGUUGCAUUCUUAGAAAUCAUGGCAUAGUAAUGAGAUGCCUUAGUGUAUUUUUUACAUCUAUGAAGAAGGGUGGGAAAUGAAAUCAGUCUCUCCCGUGUUUUUGUUUUUAUUAAAUCUUAAACAUCCAUUUCAUUCAUAAUGCGUAAUAUCAUACAAUUUCACGAAUCUUUCUAUUUAAUAUCUCCCCAACUUUGGCUUGAGAAAUGCUUAUAAUGGUCAAUUAUUUUUAUCAUGCUCCUGCCUUCUCCUACAAGGAAAAUAUCAAUUUGAAAUAUUAAAAGAAUGGAGAAGAAAGCAAAUUAAUCUGAAGUGAAAAAAGGAAGAAAGGAAGAAGAGAAAUAAAUGAGAUAUGUGCUGGAAUAAAGGUCAACAAUAGCACCAAAAAUAUCAUAGUGGAAUAUGGUUGAUUACGCACUUCCUUCUUCAGAAGGACUUCCCUAGUAAAUUAAAUAGUUUUAGAAAUGUAUGGAGGUAACAAGAAGAAUUCUGCAGUCCUUCCUUUUUUUGACAGCAAAAAUAUCCAGUGUCCUGCUGAGGCCUCAAAUCAGCCACAGUUAUAUGGAAACUUGCUGAUUGAUUUUCAUGUCGAAUCAGUAAAUUUUCUCCAAAAUAAGCAUGGCAGUCCAGGUCUCCCACAUAAUGAAUGUGGCUGGGACACAGAAGCUAUCUUGAGGUGCCAGAACCUUCAAAUUUACUUGAAUAACGACACUUGUCAUGAUGAAGCUAAUAGACUGAGAAGCAUUUCGAACCAGAAUCCUGUUUCGACUGGAUUGAGGUUGUCUUAUGAUGACGAUGAGCAUAACUCCUCCUCUAUUACUUCUGCAAGUGGAAGUAUGAUGGCUUCAUCGUCAAUUAUUUCGUCUCUCAUAAAUGACAUCAAAACAGAAUUCGACCAGCAGAAUGAAGAACUCAAAAACUAUAUCAGAAUUCAGGAAGAACAUAUAGCAAAAGGGGUAAGUGACAUGAAACAAAGACACACGACUUCUUUGUUGAUUGCUCUAGAGAAUCGAGUCGGUAAGAAGUUGCAGGAGAAAAACCUUGAGUUCGAGAGCAUAACUCGUAAAAACCGGGAACUUGUUGAGAGUAUGAAGAAAGUUACAGCUGAAGCCCAGAGUUGGUGCUAUAUGGCUAAGAAUAAUGAGUCAAUGUGUGACAUACUAAAAACCAAUCUCCAACAGGCAAUGCAAGACUCUAACCAAGGGAAAGAAGGAUUCGGAGAUAGUGACAUGGAUGAUGCUGCAUCUUUCGUUGAUCCAAACAAAUACCUCGGCUUACCAGGUGGAUCGGGCAAGCCUAAAUCAGAUAAGAAUAAUUUUUUAUGUAAAUUAUGUAAAAUGAAGGAUGCGCGUAUAUUGUUAAUGCCUUGUAGACACCUCUGUCUGUGUAAAGAUUGUGAAGGUUCUGUUCAUCUGUGUCCUGUGUGCCGGUUGAUAACCACUGCUCAUAUCGAGGUGUACUUGUUGUAAAGAAUUAUGUUUUGAUUUGGCAUUUCACUUCUCAUAUGCUAAAUGUAUGUUAUCAAAUUUUAUAAGUGUGCAAAUGGAUUGGUGGGUUUGUUAUUUGGAUGAA
This is a messenger RNA of Olea europaea var. sylvestris, 2687 nucleotides long. Its product is annotated as E3 ubiquitin-protein ligase BOI-like. The transcript has 4 exons. Lineage: Eukaryota; Viridiplantae; Streptophyta; Magnoliopsida; Lamiales; Oleaceae. The record is from RefSeq and is a predicted model, not a curated record. Gene Ontology annotation, molecular function: ubiquitin-protein transferase activity. Bases 1580 to 2584 code for a protein of 334 amino acids.